This is a messenger RNA of Tripterygium wilfordii, 2174 nucleotides long. Its product is annotated as CBL-interacting serine/threonine-protein kinase 24-like. Lineage: Eukaryota; Viridiplantae; Streptophyta; Magnoliopsida; Celastrales; Celastraceae. The coding region runs from base 526 to 1869 and encodes 447 amino acids. Gene Ontology annotation, biological process: signal transduction; protein phosphorylation. Gene Ontology annotation, molecular function: protein kinase activity; ATP binding. The transcript has 15 exons. The record is from RefSeq and is a predicted model, not a curated record.
CUCUUCCGUUUACUCCGUCGCCGGAGCUGAAUAUCGCUGUCCAGCUCUACGGACAGCCCGGUGAUCGGGAUCUCGCGACUCUCCGACCAAGUAUCGGCUAGAUUUUGCGAGAAUUACGGCGGACGAGAACUUGAGGGUUCGCGUUACGUGAUGGGGACUGGAAUGCUUUUUGCGAGAUUGUGAUAUUUAUUGUCGGUGGCCAAACAGAGCAUUAAUUUAAAUUUUUUUUUUAAGAUUUCAACUUAAUUUUGGACUUUCUCACGAAAUUUCGUUAUAUUUGAAUGAUUUAGAAGCUCUGAGUUUCCGCAAAUUUAAGGUGGGUUACGUGUGGGGACUGGAAUGCUUUUUGCGAGAUUGUGAUAUUUAUUGUCGAUGGCCAAACAGAGCAUUAAUUUAAUUUCUUUCUUAAGAUUUCAACUUAAUUUUGAACUUUCUCACGAAAUUUCGUUAUUUUUGAAUGAUUUAGAAGCUCCGAGUUUCCGCAUAUUUAAGGUGGGUUGUGUGGGAAAUUAGCUUGAAGGAACCAUGAAAAGGGUAACGGUUACAAGAAGGUUGGGUAAGUAUGAGGUGGGCAGAACCAUCGGCGAAGGAACCUUCGCCAAAGUUAAGUUUGCGCAGAAUACAGAGACCGGCCAGAGUGUGGCCAUGAAAGUUAUAGCCAAAAGCACUAUUCUUAAACACAGAAUGGUUGAUCAGAUUAAAAGAGAGAUAUCGAUAAUGAAGAUUGUCAGGCAUCCGAACAUAGUUAUGUUGCAUGAGGUUUUGGCUAGCCGAACGAAGAUAUAUAUUAUUCUUGAGUUUGUAACUGGAGGAGAGCUAUUUGAUAAAAUUGUCCACCAAGGACGGCUUCCUGAAAAUGAAUGUAGGAGAUAUUUUCAACAGCUAAUAGACGCAGUUGCUCAUUGUCAUUGUAGGGGUGUAUACCACAGAGACCUUAAGCCUGAAAAUCUUCUUCUUGACGCUAAUGGUAAUUUAAAGGUGUCCGACUUUGGACUUAGUGCAUUGCCCAAACAAGGGGUUGAUCUUCUUCACACUGUAUGUGGAACACCAAAUUAUGUUGCACCUGAGGUGCUGAGAAAGCAGGGUUACGACGGUGCAGCUGCUGAUGUCUGGUCAUGUGGAGUCAUACUCUUUGUUCUGAUGGCUGGAUAUCUCCCAUUUUAUGAGACAGACCUCCCGACAUUGUACCAAAAGAUAAACUCUGCAGACUAUUCUUGUCCGUAUUGGUUUUCUCCUGGGGCUAAGUCGUUGAUAGACAAUAUACUUGAUCCAAAUCCUAAAACUCGUAUCCAAAUUGAAGGAAUCAGAAAACAUCCAUGGUUCAGACAAAAUUAUGUGCCUGUCAGACAUAAAGAAGAAGAUGAUGUGAAUUUGGAUGAUGUUUGUGCUGUUUUUGAUAACAUCGAGGAUCAAUUUGUAGCUGAGCAUUCGGAAAAAAAUGAGAAGGGUCCUUUAAUGAUGAACGCAUUUGAGAUGAUUACCCUGUCCCAAGGAUUGAAUCUAUCUGCAUUAUUUGACAGAGGGCAGGAAUUUAUAAAAAGGCAGACUCGUUUUGUUUCCCAAAAACCAGCCAAAGUUAUAAUUUCGACUAUUGAAGCUGUUGCAGGGGCCAUGUGCCUCAAGAUUCAUACACGCAAUUAUAAGACAAGACUGGAAGGGAUCUCUACAAGUAAUGGACAACUUGCGGUAGUCAUAGAGGUUUUCGAAGUUGCACCAUCACUUUUCAUGGUAGAUGUCCGUAAGGCUUCUGGAGAAACUCUGGAAUAUCACAAGUUCUACAAGAGUUUCUGUGCUAAAUUGGAGAAUAUCAUCUGGAAACCAGCAGAUGGUCUUGACAGCUCCAAUAUGCUUAGAACAAUGAUUUGCUGAUCCAGUUUCAUGGGCGUGAGGCAAAUCAGAGACCAGGCCUGCAUAAUGAAACCUUUCUGGCUCAGUGAAAAAAUGUUUUGGUGGUGGCAUUAUAGUUACACGCAUCGAGUGUUUGCAUAUGUUAGGUUUGAAGUCACACAGUUCUGAUAUUGCAGAAGCUUAGAGUAAACCCACUAUCAUGUACCCCAACCUCUUAUAUAUUUUCAGCUGGGAAGGCCACAUUAACUCUGUAUCUAUCAUAUAAAACUUGCAAUUUCAGUCGAAAUAAAUAAAUCAGAAAAGGGAAAUUCUGGAUUUCAUGUCUA